CCAACACAAUCUGUAAAUCAUCUUUCCAUGUUUCUCUGUUACCAUCCUUUUCGUUCCCUUCUAAAAAAGCACCUUCAAGGCUUCAACUAAUCCCUUUUCCAAAAUAAAUAAUCUACUCUCCUCAACAUAAAAAUAGGACAAUUUUCUUUUAUUAUUUUUCUUCAAAAUAUGGGAAACGAAGCAUCUCUUAGAUCGUCAAUGGUAGGCCUUGCAGUGGUGAUGGUAUUUGUAUGGUUAUGGACACAAUCUUUCAAGAAGACGGUCGUUACUUACGCCGUCGGUGUUUCUCUGAUCGGCGGCAUAGUUUUGCCGGAUUGGGACUUCUUUGAUCGGAAUUUCUCCCGGUGGAGCUACCCUGUCACGGCGGAGGAAAGAGCCGCCGCUCUCUCCCGCAAAUCUCAACCUUCGAGCUGGUUUAGAGUGUACCCUAUGAGGAUGGUUGUAUACGGUGCGGUCUACGGAUAUGCAGUGUAUAGGUGGUGGAUGUUCGUGUCAAAUUGAAGCCCUUUUGUAUUAAUCGUAAACCUUUCUGUAUGUUUGAGUGUUGAUUAACAAAUUAUGUUAACUUUUUCUCGAUCUUUCAUAUGUAAUUCAUUUUGAUUCUCGAAUAAUUUGGAAGACACACUUAAAAACAAAAGAAAAAAUCAUGAAAGA
Molecule: messenger RNA, 654 nt
Organism: Eutrema salsugineum
Lineage: Eukaryota; Viridiplantae; Streptophyta; Magnoliopsida; Brassicales; Brassicaceae
Product: signal peptidase complex-like protein DTM1
Exons: 2
Coding region: 169-501 (110 amino acids)
Biological process (GO): anther wall tapetum development
Cellular component (GO): signal peptidase complex; endoplasmic reticulum membrane
Source: RefSeq, a predicted model, not a curated record